Molecule: messenger RNA, 5527 nt
Organism: Peromyscus maniculatus bairdii (prairie deer mouse)
Lineage: Eukaryota; Metazoa; Chordata; Mammalia; Rodentia; Cricetidae
Gene: Rimoc1
Product: RAB7A interacting MON1-CCZ1 complex subunit 1
Biological process (GO): mitophagy
Source: RefSeq, a predicted model, not a curated record
UAGCGCGGUCACGUGGACCGGGCGGGCGGGCGGGCGCGCCCGAGCUGGCCAUGGCGGCCGCGGUGUCCGGUGUGGUGAGGCGGCUGGAAGAGCUCGGGGACCUGGCUCAGGCCCACAUACAGCACCUUAGCGAAGCCGCGGGGGAAGACGAUCACUUUUUAAUUCGGGCCUCUGCAGCUCUAGAAAAAUUGAAACUCUUGUGUGGAGAAGAGAAAGAAUGUUCAAAUCCAUCCAAUCUUUUGGAACUGUACACACAGGCCAUAUUGGACAUGACAUAUUUUGAGGAGAAUAAACUAGUAGAUGAAGAUUUUCCUGAAGACUCUUCUCCCCAGAAAGUAAAAGAGCUCCUCAGUUUCCUUUCAGAACCAGAAAUUUUAGUUAAAGAAAACAAUAUGCAUCCCAAACUAUGUGAUUUGCUUGGGGAUGAGCUACUGGAAUGCCUCUCUUGGAGAAGAGGAGCCCUGUUAUAUAUGUAUUGUCAUUCUCUAACUAAGAGAAGGGAGUGGCUCUUGAGAAAAUCUAACUUGCUUCAGAAGUACCUUGUUGAUGGGAUCAAUUACUUGCUGCAGAUGCUAAAUUAUCGAUGCCCUAUCCAGUUAAAUGAAGGUGUUUCUUUCCAAGACCUAGACACAGCGAAAUUACUAAGUACAGGAAUAUUUAGUGAUAUUCAUGUGCUGGCUAUGAUGUACAGUGGAGAAAUGUGCUACUGGGGAUUAAAGCAUUGCCCAGAUCCACAGUCAGAAAAUCCUGAAGUUGAUACUGAUGCUUUUGGAGCAAGCUGCACCACACACAAAGAACCUUUGGAUUUCCGAGAAGUAGGAGAAAAAAUCCUGAAGAAGUAUGUGUCGGUGUGUGAAGGACCUCUGAAAGCGCAGGAGUGGAACACAGCCAAUGCAAAGCAGAUCCUCAGCUUCUUUCAGCAGCGCUGUAGCUAGGUGGUCAUCUGUCCUCCCAACUGAGAGAAGUAAAGAUGGGUGAACCGGAGAAGAAGGCUUCAGAGAAGGAGCUCUGCUACACUGAUCUUGAGAAUAGUACACUACGUAAAGAUGCCCAAUGUGGCCACCCCUCUUUAAUGCUAUCACCUUUCAUUGUAUAGUCUUAAUCUGUGAAAAAAGUAUUCUCUAAUUUCUAAAAUGGCAUAUAUGUUAUUCUAACUGAACUUGAACUACAUACAAUCCUGCCACUAAUAAGGAGGAACCCAAUGUAGAUUGACAGUUGUUUUCUAAUACUUUAGGUUAUAUUUCAUUGUGGUAAAACUAUGUAACACAAAAUCUCCUUAUUUUGAAGUAGGCAUACUUCAAAGAUGAAAAUCAGUUUUCCUCCUUGUUUCAAAUAUAUACUAUAAGUAUAAAUGUAGGCAAUUAAAAAAUUAUAACUAAUAUUUAGAUUUCAUUUCCAGUAAGCUAAAUAGCAAAAUAUUUUAAAAAACGAAUCAUUGUAUUUAUUUUGCCAUGUAUUACUAAUAAUGCUUAAAUUAUUGACUUAGCUAUUUUAUAAAUUAUUUUCUUAUUUUGUUUAAAACAAAAACUGCAUGGUGUUUCCAAUAAUGAAGAUAAAAAUCAGUGUAGAUGAUUCUGUCAUUAGUUCAGGGCACAUCUUUGCCUAAUGAACUUCACAUAUGUUUUGCCUUUAUUAGGAUUGACAUGCUGAUGGUCAAAGAGCCUCGUUUGCUGUCUUGCUCACCGUUUUCCUGCCUACCUCAACUCCUGUUGUCUUGGGAUGGUCUGUAUGAUGAGACCUUCUGACACGCUAGACUUUUGCCCCAGUGACAUCUGUACAUCUGGUCAUUUCUGUUACUGCUCCUUGAGUAUCAGCCAUACUCAGUUUCUUUUUCUAAAAUCUUAAAUUUCAGUAACAGAUGACAGUUCUCAUCUUUUCAGCUUUUAAAAUGCCCUUGUUUGUAUUGGUUUUUCUCUAUUUUCAUUCUACAGCUUUCAUCUUUUUUGCAGGUUUGUUCUUGACUGUUGUCCUAACUCUUGAGCAGGGAACCUUUUUCAUGACUUCUUUGCCCUGCACCUCAUGGGGCUUCAUCGGAACUACUGUCCCCUGGUCUUCCCUCUUCUCUUUUGUCUUUAGCAGGCUCUCAGCACUGGGUUAAUCCUUCCUCGGCCAUUUAUUCUUAGGAGGCUCAGUUCUAUGGAAGGCAUGUAGUCCUUCCAAGGGUGUUACUAUGUGUAUGACUUCACUUAGAAGAACCCUAACUGCAAGCGACAAGGUGCCUGUCUUUCCCACUGUGGUAGAGUCCAAUUUCAUUAGUCACUUCUACCUUGUUUUUUUAACAGGAAGUUUAGAUUCUGAGGGAGUCAACUUACAUUUACUCACUUUUCUGUUUUAAAGAAAAAAUAGGCUGCUCGCUUUCUGUUGACUACUCUUUGCUAUUCCCUUUGUUUCUCUUGUUGUUUCUCAUUUUCUGCUUGUCCUCAUGAAGGGUCUGUUCUUUCUUCUGUCCUUUCUCCUUCUUUCUUUUUAUUCCAAAUGCUCAUAUAAGCAAUACUUUUCACGGCCAUUUGGCUUGUAAUAAUGCCUAUACCAGGCUGAUUUCCAUUCCAGGAACUUGAGCUCCAUUUCCCUUGCUCUCUGAAGUUUAUUUCUAACUGCCUAUUAAAUGUCUUCACUUGGACAAAUAGUGACUGCACAGUAAUUUUAAGGUCAGUAUGAGCAAACAUCAAAUUUUUAGCCUUUAUGGGAAAUCCUCUCUGCUUCGUUUCCCCCAGUUUUGUGUAUUUUUCAAGUAGAGAAACAGAGGCCUACCUUCCCAUCUUCAUUUCUACAACACUUUCACUUGUGUUCUAGACCAAUGGUUUUCACACAUCAAAACCCCAGGCUCCUUUUGAUAAACAAAAUUCUGAAUGAGCAGUGGAAGUCAGGGGAGAUUCCUCCAUCCCUGCUGCAACUCCUGGCCUGUCUUUAUACAACCAAGAUUUUUAUCUAACCUAGCAUUUUAGCAAGUUUUAUUAUGAAAAUACCUUAGCUUUCUAAAAUUAAAUGAUCUUUAAUGUGCUUUUUAGAAGCACAGGCUUCUUCCGUGGGUCAUAAUCCAUUAAUCAAGUGCUUCCCGUACUUUUCCCAAAUGCACUUACGUUUUCCAACCUCAGUACCUUUGUAGACAUCAUUUCUAGGCCCUUCUUUGUGGCCAGAUAAUACUUUACUUGUAUGAUGUACCUUUAGUAAUACUAUGUCCAAAGGCUUUUCUUCAGCCCUUUCCAGUAGACAUUAGACGUUCCUUUAUUUUUUCUAUCUUCCUUUCCCGUGUGACCACAGUACAAUGUGUUGUAAUUGUUUUCCUUGUAAUUGUUUUACUGAAUGAACUCCAUAUCUUAAAUUUUACCUUUGCACAUACUGUUCUUUGCAUGGUAGGUAGUAAUGUUUUUUGAAUUAAUGAGGCAUGAUUUGAAAUGCCAAAUUUUGCACAAAAGGGUUGCUGCUAUUGCAUUCCAAACUGCCAUGCCCUCUAUACCAGCAGUUGAUACAGCAAUGAGGAAUAUAGAUUCCUCAGAGGAGUAAAGUGUUCCUCGGAUACUAAACCUGAGAAAAUAAGACUUCAUCUUCAGAAGCUGAGAGCUUCAAGUUUUGCCUUUAUGACCUUUGUGGACUCACUGGAUGGUACAAUUAUGAGGGUAUUCCUGGGUGCUUUUUGUGUAUUUUACUCCCUCCGCCCAAACAAUUGGAGAACAAUUUGUAGACCAUGAUAGUUUCAGUACUUUUUACUGUGGUAUUAUAAAAGAACAACACAUUUUGUAUUAAUUUAAUCUUGAGGAGUAAAUUCUUUAUUUAGAAUGAAGUAACCUCAAAAUACAAAAUACUCCACAUAUGGACAGUAAUUAAGCCUACAAUCAAUUCUUUCAACAGCUAUUGUAUGCCUACUACAUGCCAUAUCUUGUUCUAGGCACUGAGGAUAUAGCUUUGGAAGCACCCUCUUAUUAUGGGGCUUUCAGUAGAGGAAGAAUAUAUACAGUAUGCCAAGUGACAACACUAUAAAGCAUUAAGCAGGGUGUAAGGGACAAGUGUGACUCUGAGAUGGGUGCUAUCUUAUAAGGAGUGGUUGGAAAGGCACAUCUAAGCACCCAUCUUCAAUUUCCAUCCUGUUGUUUAGAUGCCUUGUAUAUUCAGUACAUUGAAAGAUUUUCUUACCGAAGUUACCACUUAAAACUUUCUCAUUUCUGUUGCAUUUAAUAGAUUUCUGAUCAGUGGUGUUCCUAAUCUAUACUGCCUAAAGGCCUUGGGCUUUUUAUUCAUUCCAGGUGGUUUUCUUUCUACCUUCCACUUCCCUUUUCUGCCUUCUAUAAGGUUACUACUUCUGUCCACAGAAGCCAAAACUGUAGUUUCUUUAAUAUCACUUCCCUAUAUAUUUUAAACACAAUAUGAGGUAACAUAGUAUGGAAAUAUUACAUUAAGAGGUACUUAAUAUAGUCACGGUUAAUUUAUAUAUUAUAUAUUCAUGCUAGUGUUCAGCAUUUUUUGUUUUCCUACUUCUAGUGAAAAAUCACUAUCUUCAGUAUGAAUUCUCUGCUGUUUAUUAAGAUGUAAAAUGUUAUAGGAUUUUCCAUAAUCCUUAAAUGUUUAUCAUUCUUUACUCAGUAUGAAUUUUCUGAUGUGGAUUAGGCUUUAAGACUUGAUUGUGAGUUUGAGGCCAGCCUGGUCUAUAAAGAGAGUUUCAGAGCAGCCAGGGCUAUUAAACAGAGAAACCCUGUCUUAAAAAACAAAAACCCAAAGAAAAAAAAGGACUUAAGAGACUGUCUCUUGCUGUGUUUAUAGGCUUUCUGGCUCCUGUGCAUUAUCUGAUGUUAAGGUACAUAUCAUUGACAUUCCUUUAUCUUUCACAUACAGUAAAAUGAGCUAAGAGUCAUGACUAAAAGGCCACCGUAACGUGAUGUUCCUAGCUUUACAGUCUGCGGUCAGUGCUUUGAUAGUCAUUAAAGUGUGAGCGCUGUGAAGGCAUUCUCAGAGUUACCUUCCUGACACUUUAAAAACCCACUGCUACUAACAUGGUCUACUUUUAGGUUGCUUGUCUCCUUGGUCCGUCUUCUAGGGCCCCUUUUGUAACUCUAUGAAUACCCCGUCUGCCACAUAAUCCAGGAUCCCAUAGUUCUCUAGUAUUACUUACCCUGAGUUCUUUUAAUAUAAAAUGAAAUACAUUAUGGAAGUAUUAUAUUAACAUAAGCUUAAUAUAACAGGAAUUAAAAGUAUUCAUUAUGUACUUAUGCUGGUGGUUAGUAGUUUUUGUUUUACCAACUUUCAGUAACAUUUUCCAACUACAGUGUUUUGGAACCUAUGAUUAAUAAAAUAAAAUCACAUUCCCCUACUUGUUUCUUGUUUUAUAUUUUAUUCUUGCAUCGGAGUAAAAAUGUUUCCUCUCAGUAUGCUUUUCUAAUCGCUGAAUGCUAUUCUGGUCCUGAUAACUUGCAGAUAGGUUAGCAUAAUGAUUCAGAUUGUGAGUUCUGGGGCUAGAAGGCCUGAGUUAAAUCACAACCCUGCCACUUCCUAACUGUAACGCUUAUGUAAAUUAAUAAAUCUUCCUGACUUUUAA